This is a messenger RNA of Diabrotica virgifera virgifera (western corn rootworm), 30669 nucleotides long. RefSeq names its product casein kinase I. Gene Ontology annotation, cellular component: nucleus; cytoplasm. The transcript is spliced from 9 exons. Lineage: Eukaryota; Metazoa; Arthropoda; Insecta; Coleoptera; Chrysomelidae. Gene Ontology annotation, biological process: endocytosis; peptidyl-serine phosphorylation; signal transduction. Gene Ontology annotation, molecular function: protein serine/threonine kinase activity; ATP binding. Bases 387 to 1736 code for a protein of 449 amino acids. The record is from RefSeq and is a predicted model, not a curated record.
GUAUUUAUAGCUUAAUUUGUGAAAUGUAAAAUUAGAAAGAGACGGAUAAUAAAUAGUAUGUGAGAUAUCGGUACGUGUGUCUUAUAAACUAGACACAUCUAUUUCUCAGUUGUCUUGAGUGUGUCAUCGCGUGUACUAUGAAAGGGAAAAUCGUAAGGUCCGACGUAGUUAUUAUAAAAUAAUGACAUAUCUGUGAUAUUUUAAGAAUUCUAAAGAUUUUAACUUAUUGCACUCUCAUCAAAAGUUACAGUGUUUGUGAAAAGUGUGAAUAAGUCAGCUAGAUUAUGUCAAAUUUCCUAUGAUAGUUGGCUAAUGUAACAUGGCCGCCUGAAGACUACUACAAUACAUGUCUUUUGUUGAAUAAAGUUUAAUAUUUUUAAUAAGAAAUGGAGCUGAGAGUGGGCAACAAAUAUAGGCUUGGCCGAAAAAUAGGGUCGGGCUCAUUCGGGGAUAUUUACCUGGGAACUAAUAUAUCAACUGGAGAGGAAGUAGCAAUUAAAUUAGAAUGUAUAAAAACGAGGCAUCCUCAACUACACAUAGAAUCCAAGUUUUACAAAAUGAUGCAGGGAGGGGUGGGGAUUCCGCAAAUAAAGUGGUGCGGUUCCGAAGGUGACUACAACGUGAUGGUGAUGGAACUGUUGGGUCCGUCGCUCGAAGAUCUCUUCAAUUUCUGUUCGCGCCAUUUCUCACUAAAGACGGUCCUGUUAUUGGCCGAUCAGUUGAUCUCGCGUACUGACUUCAUCCAUUCGAGGAACUUUAUCCACCGAGACAUUAAACCCGACAAUUUUUUGAUGGGAUUGGGCAAAAAGGGGAAUCUCGUGUACAUAAUCGAUUUCGGAUUGGCGAAAAAGUACAGGGACGGACGGACCCAUCAGCAUAUACCCUAUAAAGAAAAUAAAAAUUUAACAGGUACGGCGAGGUACGCCAGCAUAAACACUCACUUAGGUAUCGAACAAUCUAGAAGAGAUGAUCUGGAAUCUUUAGGUUAUGUAUUAAUGUAUUUUAAUAGGGGUUCGCUACCUUGGCAAGGUUUGAAGGCUGCCAAUAAAAGACAGAAAUACGAACGCAUUUCUGAGAAAAAAAUGACCACGCCAAUAGAAGAAUUAUGUAAGGGCUAUCCCAUAGAAUUUCCUACGUAUUUAAAUUAUUGUCGACAAUUAAGGUUCGAGGAGAGGCCGGAUUAUAGUUAUUUACGACAACUCUUUAGGACAUUAUUUCACAGACAAGGAUUCACGUACGACUACGUAUUCGACUGGAACAUGCUCAAAUUCGGUGGUUCGAGAGGAAGCCAUUGCGAAGAGAAUGGCGGCGGUGGCAGGUCGAGCGCGAGGUACGGAAGUCACCCCCCAGCCGUCCCCACAGAUUCUUCACCUGUUGCCCCACAAUCGAGGACGCGGAGGCCGCACGACUCACGCAUGGAGAUGGUGUCGACGGGCGGUAACGGUCCUGCUCAGAACACUCUCGACGAAGUUAUACGUGAAUCCCCAUGGAUGUAUGAAAGACGGGUGUCGAUGCGUUUGAGAGCGGGUGGCCAAGGCGCCCCCAAUGCUUCGACUUCUGACCUAAGCACUACAAAACAAGCGAACGCCUCCGGAGUGGCAAUGGUGCCCCCAAGCGGCCAAGCGGUGCAGCAGGGACAGCUAGGGGGCCAGCUCCCUAGGAGGGGUAGCGCUUCCAAGGAUCCCACCGCAGCGCCUAGACUCAAAAAUGACGAUUUUUUAUUAUUUUUUAGAUAGCUUUUUAUUUUUCGUCGGUAGAGUUGGUAGGACAAGGUUCGAGGACAUUUAUGAGACCGCUAGAUAUGACGAAACGGGUAAAUGAACUACUCUUGACGUCACACCAAAUAGUUGGACCUUAUGAACAUUUCCAAGAAAGUUAAUAAGUUCGUAUAGGAGCACUUAGUUUAACAUUUUAUUUCAGAUUUCUUCUUAAAUCUGUUAUCAUGUUAAAUCAGUUAAUUUGAUAAAUAAAUUUGAUUUUUAUGUCACAGUGAUUAUAUAUAGCAUUUACCCCACCUUUCUUCCAUCCUUUUAAAUAUGUAUUCUUAAAAUGUAUACAUAUACAUUGGGAUUGGUUUACUGUAAAGAGGCCGAAAUCAUUAGACCUAAAGCAGUAGACCGAACUCAUUAGACUGAAAAGCACUUUACCGAAACCUCACUAGAUCGAAAAGCAGGAGACCGAAAAGCAUUAGGUACAUAAUACAGGGUGCUAAAACAGGAUUGUAAUCUGAGCAAGGGUAUCAUCAACCUCCCUUCACCCUUUAUCCUGGCUUAGGACUGGCAGCACAAAGUACUGGCGAAUUUAGAGGUUGUUUUUUGUUGCUUUGUUUCUUUUUAUUUAUUUUUUUGUUUUUAUUUGUUUUUGGUUUAUUUUUUAUUUAUUAUGUACAAUACUAAAAAUAGUUUAGAGGUUGUUUUUUGCUUUGUUUUUUGUUUAUUGUUAAAUUCAAAUUGGAAGCAAAUAAAAUGUACCGUUAAUUUCUUUUUAUUUGUCGCAGUAAAAGAGAUAAGACAAAUGUAAUUACAACUAUGUAAAUGUUAUUUGGAUGGUUAUUAGAAACAGUUAAAAUGGUGUUAACGUCACUCAACCCUUAAUUUAUUUUUACCUUCACUAAUUUGUUUAACGGAUGAAAAUUAUUUCAUAUCAUACUGUAAUAAAUUACUUUUAAUUUAAUUUAAAGUAGUAUUUUGUAUUUUGACAACGAAACCCGAUUUGGGCUUCGAAACGUUAAUAAAAUCAUUUUUUCGGUAAAAUUGUGGCUUAUUUCCCAUUAAAAGUAAUUUAUUAUAAAAAUGCCACAAGAAAAUAGCUUCAGAAUAACAUUAUCAGGCUGUAUCUGUACAGUCUAUAUAUAAAAUAACACAAAAAAAUACAUAAUACAAAAAGACAUAUAUAAAAAAUCUUAGCAUAAUUUACUGCAAUCUUUUUAAAUUUAUGUACCAUUUCGGUCUAAUGCUGUUCAGUCUAGUGAGGUUUCGGUAAAGUGCUUUUCGGUCUAAUGAGUUCGGUCUACUGCUUUCGGUCUAAUUGUCGUGUACCAUUGGGAUUAUGUUGCUUUACUUAUAAUAAUUCUUGGUAAAUAAACGGCAUACCAUUCUUAAUUUUGUGAUAUCUUGAAUCAAGUAGUAACCCUGGUUAUAUAUUUUAUACAAGAAUAAACUUAAUUGGCUCUUAGUUGAAAAGUGUUAAACAGUAAUUUAUUAUAAAUAAUUUUCAUUACUGCCUUCGUAAAACAUCUCACUAUUAUACCGGGUGUUGAAUCGUCAAACGGGCCAUAGGAAACUCAAUGGGAAAUUCUAAAUUGUUGAAUUCCUGCUUCCCUACUUAUUUUACGUCAAAAGGCAUCUGAAACUAUUUGUAGAGAACUGAAGUCUAUUAAAAAAAGUGUUAGAUUUGUUCUACAAAUUAAACACAUUCUAAAAUAUGUAUUGCAAAAGUAUAAUACAUUUACCAGAGUAUUAUUAGUCCAAUCGUGAGAGAUUUGACCUAUAAAAAUCAUACGGACAAGCUGAAUUGUACUGGGAUAUCAAUUUUGGGACCCCAAAAAGAUACAAAAAAAAUUUGUCACUCCUACCUCCGGGCUUACUCCUAUAAGAAUUGUAAAAAAUGGCAAAAUCGCCCAAUUUUUAUUUAUUUUACAACUGUAUGGAAACUGACUUUAUUUGCGACGAAAUGCAAAAAUUGUAUACGAAAGCUGCCCUUUUUACCUUUAAAACGCAUUUUGAUUUUUGUCGAUAGGGCACUCUAAUCAGAAGAUAUCGAAUUUUUGCCGUCGUGUUGCUACACAUUUUAUUUAAAAGCUUGAUUUCGAGUGCGUAACUGACGUUCAAAAACGCAGGUCGUUUCCGGCGUUGUUUCUGAGAGAACGGUACUUUCUACACAAAAGUGUUAAUAAAUAUUUUGGGUCAAAAUUAGCUUAUCUUCAUUUCUUGUUUCAAACAUUUUUUUUCUACGCAAGUAUUAUUGCUAAAUCGAUGUUUUUUGUCAACCUUCGAGGGGGGUUUUAGAGGAAAGCCAGGGGGUAGAAGUGGCAAACUUUUGGAGGUCAAAUAUCUAACGAUUGGACGAAUGAUACUUUAGUAAAUAUAUUAUAUUUUUGCAAAAUUUUGGAAUGUGUUUAAUUACCUAUUAGAGCAAAUCUACCUUUUAAUAAAGAUUUCAGUUCUCUACAAAUGAGCCCAUCAGUAUCAAAUCCUGCUAAAUCCUAAAUGUUUUGUUUUCUCUUUUGUUACGCAGUUUCAAAGUUCAAGUACCUAUUAAUCUACAGGCAUAAGGUUUCGGCUCAAAACCUUCAAAAUACCACUGAAAUGUUAACGUAGUAUCUUGGUCCUGGGGGUUGUUACCCCGAUGAUGGGGUUGAUUUGUUAAAACACUAUUUAUCAGAAUAUAUUUAUUUAGAACACUAAAUACGACAGUAACUAGUUGGUGGACAACGUAUCUUAUCUAACCACGUCGAUGUCUGAAUAAUGAAUCUUUACUUUCUCCGUAUCUAUAAAUACAUCGUAAUUGUUUUAUGAUUAACUACACCUGGAUGUGACCGUGAAAAUACUAAUAGUAACAUAAUUGCUGACUCCGUUGUUUACAGAACGAGUGACCUACAUUGCAGAAGCAAUGUCACCCAUUUACGUAAUGUAAACAGUACAUGUAAAUAUUUGUUUGAGACUUUAAAAAAUAAAUCGAUAGGGAUUACUCUUAUUUUUUUAUUCUAAUAUAAAUCCUGUACAGUAGAAUCAAACCCUGCUAUGUCCAUAGUUUUAUGAACAAUAAAAUAUUUUUUUUCUUGUAUAUUUUGUAGGUUUACAAUAUGAAAAUAUGUAGUUUAAUACCUACUUUUACUGCAUUCAUUGCGCCUAAAAGCAGUUGAAAAUGAGCAAUAUUAUGUGGGCUUAGAAUCAAAAUCUGCUAAAUCCAAACUAAAAGUACAAAUUUCUGAAGAUGUAAGGCUCAUGCAAAAAAAAUGACUAUACCAAAUUAGUAUGCCAUUUUAUGGCAUUUAUUUAUACCAGUUUGAUUAAGAAAUACCGGAGACUUUUUGGGAAAUUUACAUUUUUAAUGCGUUUUUAGUCUCCUGAAAAAUUUCAAAAAAUGGAUCUAGUAGGUUUCGCUUCUAUAUUCUAUAGGCGUCAAAUAGUUUUUAAUGACUUUUGAUGUAAAAUAAUUAGAGAAACAUGAAUUCAACAAUUUAGAAUUUUCUAUUGAGUUUCCUAUGGCCCGUUUGAUGAUUCACCACCCGGUAUAUAUUGAAAGCUGUACAGAAAUUGAAUAUUAAUAAUAAUUACUAAAUUAAAAAACAUACCUAAACAAUUCUAUGAAAAUAUGGUUGGGAUAAAUGCCUGAAACUGAUCAUUAAAUCUCUUCACAAGAAAUAAAGUGAAUGUAAAUAAAUAUGCCUUAUGGACUUUAUAAUAUGCUACCAGAAGUUUAUUAAUUGUAAGUUUUGGUAAUCAAUUGAUCUAAUCAAAUAUAUAAAGUAUAUUAAAUUAGUUUUGUCAAAAAAGGAAGGUCGUCUCAGUUACAUACUGUAAAAUUAUGUACAUAUUAUAUUUUGUAAAAUCUUUUUAUCUUUAAUCUAUAAAUUUUUAAAAAUUAGUUCAAACUAAAGUAUGUGAUAUUUUAUAAAUUCAUCCACAUCUUUUAUAAUUUAAUUCGUGUGAUACUUAUUUAUUGCACAGUUUUAACUGUGUUAUUGUUUUUUUCAAUUUUAAACGUUUUUUAUAUACAAAUGACGUGAAAAUAGCAAAAAUACCGCGAGAAAGAAACUUCAACAUAAAUAUUAUAUAGUGUCUUAUAAAUGUCCCCGAAUCUAAUAAAUGAUUACCGACUGAAAGGGAACACAGGUAAAGUUGAUAGAAGUGAUAAGGACCAUGUUUAUAUGCAAAUGUGAUUUUGUUAAGUUUUUCCAACUCUUUUUGAGCUGUUUUCCUGCGCCUAUGUUUAUCUUUAAGUUAGAAAAUUGUAAUCAUCUAAAAAAUGUAUCUGCGAUCGAUGUUUCCAAAAUUUUGACUCGAAUGAAAUUUAGAGAAUGAAAGGACACCAUCAUAUGAAAAUGUAAUAGUCACUCAAAUACAGUAAAAUUUACAUGAGUAGAUUCAUCUAGAAAUUACAAUCAUUUCAUAUCAUUGUACCAGCUCUGAAUUUUUAUUAAUAACGGCGUACAUUGAUAUACUCAAAUAAAUGUAAAAUCAAAUGGGUUUGUACAUAAGAUAGAGAGAAAAAAAAAUUGUGAAAAGGCAUAACUCAUAGAUAAUCGAUAAUAAAUGACAAUACACUUCCAGUGACACACCGCAAAAUAUGGGUCAGCCUCACUCUGAGUUACCUAGACCAUUUUCAAUAGCGUUAAUAUAUUCCAGAUUAAUAGUAUUUAUGAAUAGGACAGUUUUAUGUAUGGACUUUAAAAAUGUGAUUUUCAUAAAUUUUAAUUACAAUCGACGCCGUUAUUAAUCAAAAUUCAGGGUUUGCGCAAUGAUAUGAAGUAAUUAUAAUUUCGAGACGAAUCUAUUCGUGUAAAUUUUAUUGUAUUUGAGUGACAUUAAAUUUUCCAUACGAUGUGUGGGGUAUCGUUUAUCCCAGAUACAUUUUUUGCUGCUUGUUAAAGAUUGUCUCGUCACGUCGAUGAUUUUUGCUUGCAGAGGAUUCACUUGAUAAAAGUAGACAUCUGUUUACUAUUGUAAUAUACAUGUCUGUUAAAUAUUUCGUUUUGGUAACGUUUUUUAUAACAAUUGUAUAUUAUAAAAGUAUAUAAUUUCCUGCUAUGUGAUAAGUAGCUGAAUUAAGAAAGUGAUACUCAAAGAAAAUACAAUAAAAGCGAAUUUUUUGUUAAUCGUAGUCAUACUGUUUAUCAAAUUUGUAAGGUUUUAUUUAAAUAUGUUUCACGAAACUUAUCAAUUCGUGUUAAAAUACGAAAAUUGUCAAAUCACGUAAAAUUAUACAGUCGAAACCGCUUAUUGGAAUAGCCUUCGUGCCAAGCAAAAGUAUCCCUAUAACCGGGAUAUUUUAAUAACCGAUCAUUAGUAGCUAGUAAAAAUGUUUCACGACCUCAAAUUUCUAUUCCUUAAACCGCGAUAUUCCUAUAACCGGUCUUCUAAUAAACGGAUUCGACUUUAUCAACAUAUAUCUUUAGUCUCACAAGUACUGAUAUUGAGAUACUAUUUCUAAAACGAUUAAUUUCAAUAAUUGAAGUGAAUUUCCUAAUAGCAGAAUUUCAAUUCCGUUCUAGAAAAAGUUUGGUAUCAUUGAUCAACUGUAUGAAAAAAAAAGAUUAUAACGGAGAUUUUUAAAAGGAUGCCCAUGAGAAUAUUUUUAAAGUAUAUUUCUGACACAAAACUAUCUAAAUAAAAACGAUUUUAUCACACUUUGUAUCCUCAGGUAAUUUGGGAAAAAAUUUAUAGGUAUAAUAAUGCUGUGCUCUGAUUUAAUUUGAACCAGAUAUUGUUUGCUUCACCAAUUUGUUUCAGUACAGUCUCCACCAAAUCAGUAGCAUUUAGAUCCGGAUGAUAAGGUGGCAGUGUUUAUAUCAUCUAUUAAUAAUCAAAUAAUUGCUUUAUUUAAAUAAGACUUCUUAUAAAGACAAAGAGAAAAACUAAAAAGAAUGGAUAUCAAAAAUGGGAUAAAAAUAUUAACGAAAUACAAAUAUUAUUAUAAAUCUGCACGCCAUUGACAUAACAAAACUUAAAAAGAUUUUAAUUAAUUAAAAGUUUUCUUUUCAACGGAUUAACUGUGCGUUGCAAAUAAAGAAAACAUUGAAUCAAAUGACAAAAUUUGGUUAAAUACGUACAAAGAACGCAACAUUUAUUGUUUAGUUAAUCCAUUUCGAUUUAAGUAUGUUUAAAAUAGAGACAGCACAAAAAUAUUAAUCAGCAUCAAAUAAUUUGAAUAAUGAAAUAUACAGGGUGAUUCAUUAAGAAUGUCGAAUCGCUGAGUUGUAGAUUUGUAGACCUCAAGAUAUUAAGAUUUGACCCCAUUCACUUAAAUAAAAUGCGGCUGGUUACUGAGUUACAGGGUGUUUUAUUUAAAAAUUUAAUAACUAUUUUUUUAUACUUGGCAGAAAGUGUAGGUACUAUACACUUUACUAAAUCAUGAUAAAUAAACGUUUCUACCACCAGAGGCGUACGACCGGGGCCAGUAAAUGGCUGACCCUUCCCAAAUUCUACGCCACUGGCGUAAUUGCUAUUUUAGCGCAAUAUUUAGAUUCUCCAAUACUUUCCAUUUAAAUGAUAUACUCUUCAUUUGUAACAAAAAAGUCAUUAGUUUUCGAGAUAUUUAAAGUUGAAAAUGAAACUGCACAGCUAUUUUGAUAUAGUCCCUUCAUUUUUAACUUCAAAUAACUCGAAAACUAAUGAUUUGUUGUUACGAAUGAAGAGUAUAUUAUUUACAUGGAAAGUAUUGGGAAAUCUAAAAAUUAUGCUAAAAUAGCAAGUUAGUGGCGUAGAAUGUGAGAAGGGUCAACCGUUCACUUUUAGCAUUACAGCGCGGUAAAUUUGAAUUACUCCGCCUAGUUUGAAAACUAGGAUAGAUUUUCCCUUUCUUUUCCGUUUGGGGCUGAAAAGAUAAAUUGUGAUGAAUUUUUAGAAAUCCAGUUCUUAACACUACAUCCAUUUUAUACAUAAAUUGGAAAAAUAUCGUUAAAAAACUAAUUAUUAAUAAUUUGCAACUUGGCAAUAUGUAUUUAUCAUAUGCUUAACCUCAAAUUGUGAAAUCCAAAAAUGUCAGGUGAAGGCGCUAGAUGUCGCGUCAGUCAUGCACAAAGCGUAUAAACGUCAAAAAGUGUAUAUAUAUUAUCAAUGAUAUCGGCAACUUGCAAUGCAAUGGGUAACAAAUUUGGUGAAAGUUUUCUAUAAGAUUGACUUAUUUUGAUACUUUUCUUUCGGUAACACGUUCUCUGUUGAGCUACUUUUCCACCAUUGUGUUUUAAUAAUUUUAACUAGCAAUUAUAUUAAUUUUGCUCAUUUAGAAAGGAAAAAGCGAGCGCGUGCAAUUCAUAUAAGAAAAUUUAGAUGUAAACGAUACAAAUGUUUUCUCAAAUAACUGAAGUGACUUCUGAACAGGGCAACGAUGUAUAAAUAUUGAGAAGAGAACGGAAGUUACGUAAUGUAUAUUUUUUCUGUUGUGGGAGAGGGAUGUAGAAGUUUUCACUUUGCUACGUUAUUAAUGUUGUAACUGAGAAUAUCUGGUGUUUAUUUAAUUUUGUUUAUUUUUUUCUGUAUUUUUUUUUAUUGGCACGCCUUUAUUUUAAUGUUAAAAGCAGCACAAUAAGAUCUAUUGAUGUAUUAUUGCUCUUAAUGUGAAUUGGAUAUACAAUCUGAAGAAGUUAAUAAAAUUAUAUAUGUACAUACAAUUAUUUGUACGAUUCCGAAAAGAGUAUUCUCACUUUGUUAGUUGGUUUUUCACCUAUGUCACCUAUAUAGGUGAAAAUAUACGGAGAGUCAGCUGUGAAUUUAUUUGUACCUUAUUUUCCAUUAUUCUUACCCAUGUUUGGACAGUUGGGACUAUCUUCAAUUAACAGAGUAUACCAGCUCACAUAUAGCAGCUGUUCUGUGGCAUAAACAAAUACCAGAUGAUAGUUAUCAUGGCAAAUACCAGCCGUGUAGUAAAGUAGAGAAUGAAUAGAAGUAAACAAAAAGCAUAAAAUCAACAAGGAAAAGAAUUUCCUGUAGUAGGCUGUAUACAAUAAAUCACAAAAAUUUAUAGAAAAAUCCUGUAUAGAGGUAUAUUUAUAAAUGAUGAAAUUGUUGCUGGUAUGAGCAUAUUAUGAAUAUGUUACGGUACAAGGAGCCUAAUACUAACAAUCUUAUUGAAGGUAUUUAUUUAUAUCAGUUUGAGGGCGACCAGUUUCGGCAUUCACAAUAUAAAUAUAUGCCAUCGUCAGUUCCUUCAGAAACUGAACAAACUAAAAAAAAUUAAAUUAAACUGCGUUACAAUACAGUUGCCCUAGGUUAAAUUUUAAGUUAAGUUUAGCGAUAGGUAAUAAGUGACGGAAGGUGUUAUAAGGUUGUUCGAAUAGACCAGUGCUAAUCUGAUGUUAACUAUUUUAGGCAGUAUAUGAUAUAUAAAGUAUUAAUAAUAAGGUUCUAGUUCCGAACAAGGGUAGACGGUUUACGGAUAUGAUAUUUAUAUCAAUAAAUUCUAUUUUACUUAGAUGAUUGUACAGUAAUUUUUUAUUGGGGCGAGCGUUAUUUUUCAUGUAAUUACCAUUUAAAAUAUGUCUUAUUUUUAAAAGCCACCGCCAUUAUAUACCAUGAAACAACAAGAAAUGACAGGAAUGACAACUGUUUCAUAAGCUCAAGAAGGGAAAUCCUAACAGUGUUGCCAUAGUUAUAUAAAAUAUAUUUUCUUAUGAAAACUAAAAUUUUUCAAUUUUUAAAUAUGUUAUGUUUUACUUAUUCUUACCCAUUUUUAACAGAAAAUUACUGCUUUGUUACAAGGGUCAGGUUAGUUCUGAUCAGGUGGUUAGGUUUGGUUAGAUUAGGUUAGAUUAAGUCUAUUAAUGGGUGCGUUCGGACGACUACAGCGGCUGACUGUCAGCACAAAGCAGCUUAUCCAACGCUAAUAGGGAAAGCUUAGUAAAUCUCUCAGCGGCUGACUUCCAGCGGUGUCGUCUGAACACCAGCGCUUACUCAGUUGUCCAGCCGCUGUGGUCGUUCGAACGCACCCAUUAUUAUAGUGAUUUAUGAUUAUAUUUUGUAGUAAAUAAAUUCUGUGGGAUUCCCAGACACACUGUUAAACAGUUGAGAACGUAUUUUAUGUAUCUCAUGAAUAUGUGCUCUCACUAAUUUCCGAAAUUUAAACGAACAUACCCGAAAUCAUGUUGCCAUGUAGAUGACAAAAGAUAAUUUCACAUGAAAAUAUGGAUUCUUGUCCAUUUAAGUGUACCAUUGAUUUGGAAUAUUUAUGCAAAUCUCUAAAUUUGGCAUCUGGUUUUGAGAAAUUGGUAGAUCCACGCAUUUUUAAAAAAUUUCUUGUUAGUUGGCCGCUGCCUGCUGCAUCAUAUCAUACAAAUUUGUAAUAAAGUGCAGUGGGUGUUACACCGAUUUUAUGGAAAGACACGCUUUGUUGUUAAAUAAAGGUGAAGUGAGACAAAAUGGUGUUUAGGUGUUACGAAAGUAAGUUUAAGUGCAAUAAAAUUAUCACAAAAGGAAAAAAACCAUCCGAAAGGUGUGGCUUUAAUCUAUCGACAAAGAAAGGACCUUUUUGCUUUUCUGAAGCGAGUAAACUGCCGGCAGAGGAAAUAAUCAUGUUGGUGGCAACUUUAUUACAAGUAUUUUUUUAUUUGUGGGUACUUUUACUAGUUUCCCCCAAAGAAAACAGUAAAAUUUCAGCUUUUUUUCACUUUUUAGGCUAUAAAAAAUUGGCAUUUUUAAGGUCUGCCUUUUUGUAAAUUUUUACCGUUUUUAUAACACCUUUUGUAGCUUAUUACCUGUCGCUAAACUUAACUUAAAAUUUAACCUAGGGCAAUUGUAUUGUAACGAAGUUUAAUUUAAUUUUUUAGCUUGUUCAUUUUCUGAAGGGCCUGACGAUGGCAUAUUGUGAAUGCCGAAACUGGUCGCCCGCAAACUGCUAUAAAUAAACAUCUUUAAUAAGAUUGUAAGUAUUAGACUCCUUGUACCCUAACAUAGGUAUAUUCAUAUUAAAAAAAUAAUUAAAAAAGCAUACAAUUAAUUUGUUGGUGAAAAUGUAGUAAUGGUAUCUGCCAAUAUCAAGGGGAAACGUUGUGAUAACUAAAAUAAAGACUAAGAUAAUUGAUUUCUUUAUUGUUUAAUUCAUUUCAACUUUGUAGAAGAAGACAGGGUGAGACUCAAUUAUUAUAGAAAUAUUUGUGAAAGAAAAUGAUAUUAAUAUCACACUAGGAAGAAAAUUCUAGACGAUCAUCACCUUAUAAAUGCUUCCCACAAAAGAGAUUAUAUUGUUUGUACAUACAACAUACGAGUAUAUAGAUAUAUUAUAUUAUAUCACGAUGUUCUUCUUCCUGGGCGUCUUCCUCCGAAUAUUUGUCCUUCUAUCACUAAACAAGCUAUAGUUUCCCGGGUGUUCCAUUAAAUGCGUAAAAUAAAUUAUAUUUCUUUGAAAAUUGACCUAGUGUAUUAAAGGACAGGGUCGUUAACUAAUAUUAAACGUGUAUAAUUAUUUUAAAUAUCUUUAUUGAGUCGCACAGAACAAUAUCUUUAAUGAGUCACACACUUACAACAUUUUUGAAAAUAAUACACAGCCGAAUUGUUAAAACUCUUAAAUAUGAAAUUAGUGACACACAAUUUGGCUUUAGAAAGGGUAUGAGCACAAGAGAUGCUUUGUUCGGCUUGAAUGUGCUGGCCCAGAGAUGCAUGAACAUGAAUCAGGAUAAGUAGUUAUGUUUUGUAGACUUUGAAAAGGCAUUUGAUAAAGUUGAACAUAAAAAGCUUGUAGAUAUAUUAAAAAGUAAAAAUAUUGAAAGUUGUGAUAUGAAAAUUAUAUGUAAUAUAUAUUGGAAUCAAACUGCCAAGGUAAGAGUUGACAACCAGGACACCCAAAAUAUCAAAAUACAGAGAGGAGUCCGUCAGGGUUGCGUGCUGUCCCCACUACUCUUCAAUGUCUACAGUGAAGCGGUUUUUCAAGAAGCGCUGGCAGAUUCAAUAGAAGGUAUAUCUAUCAAUGGAGAAGUUUUGAACAACUUACGUUUUGCAGACGAUACAGUAAUAAUAACGGAUAACAACAAUGAUUUACAAAACGUAAUGCAACGCCUUCAUGAACGCUGUCAUGAGUACGGACUGAAGAUGAAUUUAAAGAAAACUAAAUGCAUGAUCAUGACUAAAUUAGCACACGCAAACAUCAAAUUGACUAUUAAAGAUACUGUAAUUGAGCGUGUAGAUAACUACAAAUACUUGGAGCAUGGAUAACAUCAAAUGUAGACCAAACCAAAGAAAUUAAGACACGUAUUGAAAUAGCACGUGCAUCAUUCAUUAAACUUUGUUGUCGGGAUAUAAGGUUAGAGCUACGGCUAAGGAUGCUUCGGUGUUACGUAUUCUCUACUCUUCUUUAUGGCUUGGAAGCGUGGACAUUAAAACAAAUCCAUCUGAAUAAGUUGGCCGCCUUUGAAUUUUGGUGUUACAGAAGAAAUCUACGGAAAGCGAAAUGUGAGAAGACGAAGAACAUCCUGCCUUAAGAACUUAAGGGAAUGGUUCGAAUGCAGUAGUGCAGAGCUAUUUAGGUUGACAGUCAACAGGGUCCGCAUUGCCAUGAUGAUUUCCGACCUUCGAUAGAAAAUGCAACUUAAAGAAGAAGAAUUAUUUUAAAAAUAGGAAAAUUAAAAUAGACACGAUGUUAAUAAUAAAAAUAGAACCACUGAGCCAACGGGUAAAAAGCUUUAAUGCAUUUAAUAUUAAUUUUUUCAUAUUUGUAUCCCCCAUAGAGUCCGUGCAUCCUAGAGGCUGGAUACGGGCAACAAUACAUUGGCUUACAGGACGGUCCUUACAGUAGGGAUCCUGGCCAAUACGGAAAAAUGUAAGGGAUGUGGAGUAAUACUGUAGUUCAGUUGUAUUGGUGAUGUAUGAGUUAAGGCGCGCAGGACAUGAUGCUGAUAUAUAUAAAAGGCACUCAGGCAUCUGAAUACAAGAUCCAAAAAUCUUUUCUGGUCAUAAUAAUGAAAAAUUCUUGGCCAAAAAUGAAAUAAAAAAGAAAAUACUGAAAAAGAUUACAACAAAAACUGGAACAGUGAAGACGAGUUUUUGAAGAUAAAGAUUGAAAACUUAAUAGGACAAAAACAGAGUAUAUCGAAUGUCUUUAACACAUUAAAUGCCACGUGAGUUAUAUUUAACUCAUACCCUAUUUGGACAAGGCGUUAUGUGAGUUAAAUAUAAUUCCAUAGAUCAUCGAAGUUCUAAACAUGGAGCCUGAAAUAAAAAAAUAAUAAUUUGGCGGUUGAUGUGUUAAAGGUGGAGCUACUACAAAUAAAAUGAUAACUUUGGAUGGUGAAAUGAUUGUGAAAAGUAAUAGUUUUAAGUAACUAGGAUCAAUAAUAAGUUGAAAGCCUUCGAAAUGUGGACUUUGCGAAGAAUGUUCCGCAUACCAUGGACAAAUCGGGAGAGAAACGAGGAAGUCUUAAGAAGAGCAAAUACUGAGAGAAUUGCCCAACUUGAACAAGGUACAAAAAAUUGAAUACCUGGGCCAUGUCCUGAGAAGAAAAAAUGCGCAAUCCCUCAACUAAUCAUCCAAGAAAAGAUUGAGGAAAAGAGAUGACUAGUCGCAAACAAAUUAAUGUGGCUACGAAAUGUAAGAACUGGACAGGCAUAAAUAACACUGGCGAGCUUUUUUCAAGUCGCAAAAGACAUACGUGUGACCUUACGGUAAUUCGCCAACGCAUUAUAAUAAGAAGAAAGAUCGAUAUUAUGAAGUAAUGGGGAAAGAGAUGGAGGUGCGUGCAAUAGAAUUAUAAUUGGAUGAACGAAGUGGAAAAUAAAAAAGUUACAAUUUCUGGGACACGUAAUGAGGGGACAGCGAUAUGAAAUAAAGACUGAUAAUACACGUAAAGAUAUGAGGCGGAACGAGUGUAGGCAGAAGGAGAGUGCUAUGGUUGAAGAAUUUAAGGGACUGGUUUAAAUGCAGUUCUAUGAAACUCUUCAGAGCAGCGGUAAAUAAAGUAAAGAUAGUGAUGAUGAUAUCCAACCUCCGAUUAGGAGACGGCACUUAAAGAAGAAGAACGAAUUGGAAGGAAACGAGUGGUGCGGAAUAUGAAACUCUAAAAAGAAAGAGGAUCAACGAAUGCAUGUGUCGAAAAUGAUACUGUUUACAUGGGAGAGUGGAAUGACAAAAAAAUGUUAUAAGAACGAGUAUAAUUAUUGUAAAAUUUCAUGAUCAUAGAUCAUGUAAUCGAUGAUCUGACAUACGAUUUGGUAGCGAUACUGUCACAAUUGGCUGUUAUCCUUCAAAAUUUCAAUUAUAUUAACCUCUAAAUCCAAACUUGUAUCGUUAGAUUCUAAAGGUGCAUUCUCUCUUACGUACUGUCACUUUUGUUUGGAGCAAGAAUUGAACGAGAGCAUUUUAAAAAUGAGGCUAGGUAUUGUGACGAAAGUUGGAGAUAUAAAACAGUUUAUUUAUGAUCUAUAAUAUUUUAUAAUCUUCUUUUUAUUUUUGGUUUAUAUAUUUACUUUUUAUAUUUAUUUUUAAUUUAUUUACCGGCUGUUUUAUUGUCUUCAAAGUUAGCUGCUAUAAUUUCUCACACGUUUUCCCUCUUAUUUACAUCGCUAUAAUCAUUAUGUUCUGCUUUUUAGAGCUCUGGCCUCUCAAAAAAUAGCUCCAUGAGUCUAGCAUCCUUGUUACCUUAAAUUUUUAAAAGAAAAAAAAAUAUAAAUUGUAUAAUCAAAUAUAAAAAAUGUCCGAUAUAUCCAUGUUCUGCAAGUUAAAUAUAUAUUUUAAAUUAUUUCUUCCAUAAAAAAAUCUUAUUUUUAUUGAAUAAUAUGAUUUAUAUCAUUUAUAUAUGUGUUAUUUGACAACUUUUUCCAGGAAUUUGUUAAUUACAGAAAUUAAAAAACUAAAAAAACUCUUAACAGCCCGUUAAUCGACGCAUAGUCGCAGAUUAGGUAACAGUCCAUUUUUACCGCCGUUUGACAAGCGAAACUGGUUAAUCGACCUUUAGCAGACUCAAAACACUCAUGAUCGGCUGUUAACUAACGAUUAAUCUUUUGUCAGAUGAUCGACUGUGGUUAAAACUAGUUUGUUUGACGUUUCUGACGCAUUUAAUCUAUUGUUAAUCGUCGAUUACAUAAUUUUUGAGAUGAUCAUCCUUUCGGAAACCGGGCGUUAGUCUAGUUGCGGCACUGAUCGAUGUCAGGAUGGGGGAGGUUCAGAUGGUUUAAGUAUGUUGAAAAUCAAGGCGUUCAUCACCCAAUACGAAAAAUGGCUGAUAGUAGGAGAGAUAGACCAAAGAGGACCUGGGGGGAGAUGCCUACGCAGGAUAUCUCGGUAAAGGAGACAGACAGACCAAUUCAUAUUCCCAGACCAAUCACCCACUUCAAAAUCUCUUAAAAUUGACUUGCGCGAGGUGAUGCAAAUGAGCGCCUUCGCACUUGGCGUUGCCUCUACCAUUUCAUUAUUUUGGAGCAAUAUAAUUAGGAAAAAUAACAAUCUCUUCAGAAACAAAUCUGAAGAAAUAUAAUUGGGGAAGCACAGUAAAUACAAAGUGAAUGAGGAGGGCUGUGACAGUUGUCAUUGUCACGAUUUUCUAUGUGUGAAUUGUAUGUUUGAAUUGCUACAAAAUUUCUAAAGUGAAGAUUUUUUACCAAGCGGUGAUGUUUGUUUUUGUUUACCAAGUGGUUACGAGUUCCAAUUAUAAGCGAGUUCCAGUGAUUGGAGUCGCAACAUUGGCCUCAAAUAGACUCCAAAUUCAUUGAGUUAAUAUAAAAAGCCCAUAAAAUACCGAGGUUAACUUAACACCAAUCAAAUGAGUACCGCAGAAUAAGCUAUUAAUUUGUUAAAUACCGCCGUUAGAAUACGCAUUUAAACCCUAGCAAUGGUCCAGUUACCAUCCUUGUAUACUGUAAGGCCCGCCAAUAUCAAACUAGCAUCUUAACAUGUUUUCAAAUUUGUAAAUUAACCUAAUGAGCUGUUAAAGCAACAGUUUUUAUUUUUUUUAUAUUCACCAGAUAUAAGCUAUUUAUAACAUAACCCAAAUAUGUGAUUUCCCGGCAACAUAGCGAAGUGAAAACCAUGGGAAAUAAAAAUUACUACUAAACAUUUGCGAGGUAUUCAGAAAAAUACCAAAAUUUCGAAUUUUGGACAUCUCGCAGUAUUUGCAAAAAGAAAACCACUAAAAAUGACGAACUAAAUGUACAUAUCUAGACUGACUUUGUGUAUUUUGUUGUAUAAUAGAAAAAAUGAUAAUGUUCUUUUCAUUGUGCAAAAAUUUUUAUAAUACCAUGGUAUGUAGGUAGUAUUUACCAUUUUUUGUAUCAAGACUACAUUUAACUUUAGGCGUCGAUUCAAAGAAAGCAAGUUAUAUGUAUGAAUUACAAAUUCAUAAGUUAAUAUACGAAUUUUUUGACAAAUGUUUUUAAAAGUUGAUAAAAAGUUUUUUAGUUCCGUCUUUAGUGUAAAGUUGGCCAUCAAUUGACGGUCGAUUCCUCUUCUCCUUUGUAGUAUCAUAAAUGGCCUCGAAUCUUUCUUCAGUAGAGAAUAACCGAGCAUUAUAUGUGGCGAUGUGAGGUUUAUCUUUUUGACGCACUUUGAAUAGGGUUGGUUUGCAGUGGUCGGGUUUUUGGCAUUUAAAUACUGUGCUCGCUUUGCAUGUUAGUGAGUAUUCAUAUUUAUUCCCACGAGCAGCUGGGGACCGUUGUCGAUCCUGUAGAGCCUCGCGUACAUGAACAAGUGUAAUAUUCAAUGGGAUUUCGCCCGGUGUCCCAAGAACAUCGUUUAGCGGCCGCGUGAGGUGCGACCAUUCAGUUUUUAGCACGAUAGCUUCCACCUUAACUUACUUUUUUGCAUUUGGUUUGGAUUUUUUGCAUCUGGUUUUCUCCAUAUUUUUGUUGGGUAGGAUGGGAAGGGAAAUAAGGUGUAUAUGGAAAGAAUAUGCAGUAGAAAGAAAUGUAGAGUGACCCGUCUGCCUUCGGAAACCUAAUCGCCACUCGGGGUCGGAAGAAACAAGAGUUUGCCAAGAGAGAUAGAAAAGAUUAAAGAUAUUUUACUCAAGACAAGUUGAAGAAGAGUAAAACGUGAAGGCCCUUAUGAUCCGGCAGGUGCGUUUCAUAAGCGUAUGAGUAUUGAUACAUUUUGUAUUCCCGCUCAAACUUCGGGGUGUUGACUACAGACUGUAUGGCUCGUCCAGCAUGCCAUAGCAUGGAUGAUAUGGUGCACGCCACUUUACAAUGUAGACACCUUAAACUCCAUGGCCUGACCCAAAUCAUCGAAAGGAUAGUCAGAUUAAAAUGGAGAAGGGCAGGACACAUACUCAGAAUGACAGAUGGAGAGGUAAUUGGAAUGGAGAUUUAGAGGAGACAAGAGAAGCGUCAGCGACCACCUAAAAGAUGGACUGACCAUCUAAAAAGGCUAAAUAAAAAUUGGAUGAGAGCGGCGCAAGAUAAAAAGGUUUGGAAACAAGAGGAAAAGGCCGAUGUUCAGCAGUGAACUUUUGAGGCUAGAUGAUCGAUCAUCACUGCAAUUUUACAUCUGUUCACUUUUGACCCAAGCGCUACAUGUUAUUUCAUACCAAUUUCCAACAUUUGUAAUUCAUGAUAAAUUUUUCUUGUUAUAUGCUUCUUUCCCUCGUGACUUGACUCGUUAGGUGCUUGGGUUAAAAUCACUGUAUCUGUAUGCUAAGAUAUAGGAAAAAUAUUACAAUGGGACGGAAGAUGUAGAGUGCAUGUAAAAGACAAAAAAAAACUGAUUAAACAGGGAGACAUACUAGAAACCAAACAAAAUAAGUAGAGGAGGGGAUGAAAUAUCUUGGUUUGAAAAUGCAAACCAGUUCCAAUUGGACGUUCUGGCUUAAAACAGACGUUCAAAAAUGGAUAUCAUGGACUGCAUAGAUGGAUAGAACUACCAACUAUAUGGAUGUAGUUGUUGCUUUGAGAGUUUUGGUUUUUAGUGUGCAUUGUUAUGUUAUUUUGCCCAAAAAAGUUAUUUGUCUUAUUAUCAGCUGCUAAUAUAGUUUACAACUAUUUUGAAAACUUGAUUCCAUAUUUUGCCAAUUUGCAAUCAGUUUUGUAUUGAAAACAAGGUCAUCGCAAUUUUGAUAUAUUAUCUAAUGAAAAAUAAUUUUUAAAUAUUGUCAUUAAAUGGUUCCAUUUUGUUGGCAAAAGCAUGGCUGCAUUUAUGUUUUUAGACUUAUGUUAUCUUUUAUAAGUAUCACAUUAGUAAUUUCUUUAUAAAAGUCAUUCCUUGAUAAUUUUUUGCAUUUACUGAUCAUUAUUUUAACAUUAGUCAAGCAAGUAUUUUUCGUAGUACACUCACACACAUGUGGAUCACACUUUGUGGAUAGAGGUGUUUUAAGUCUUCUAUCAAAUUUAAAACACAGAUCAGGAAGAAAUGAAUUGUCUUGUUUAAUGGAAUAGGAUCAUAUGUCGCUUCUAUAACUGCAUUAUGCUGUCAGAUAUUAUUUGAAUACUGUUCUUUGUUGCAUUUCAACAUUAUAAAAAUGUUAUUCUAUCUCUAUCUAAGAGAUUCUUAUAAUAAAGUUGAUUUCAUGUCAUCAAAUUUAAUGCGAAAUCGAUAAAUAAACUCGUUUGAUGAAUGCCCCCAAAAGAUGCUGAUAUCAUUUUAGAGAUACACUUAAUAUGAAACUUGUUAGUACUUUGAAAAUCAACCUAUGAUACAAUUUGUUACAUUGAUAUUACUUAUUUUAAAUUGAAAGACAAAAUUUUACAUAAAGUUUCUAUUUUCGUUAUUUAUUUGACAAUAUUAUCAAAGAAAUAGUAAAGUCUAUACAUGGUAUAAUGAAAAAUUAAAUUGUUUCUUUGAAAAUAUUAAAAAUUGAGUACCUAAUACAAACAAACUUUCUUUGAAUCGACAAUUUAUUUAAUAAUGAAAUGUGUGUUAGAGAUCAAAUUGACUAUGAAGCUUCUAUGUAUUUUUGGGUUUAGAAUAAUUCAAUCGAUUAUAAACAUUUUGUGAAUAUUUUUUGCCAUUAGGCCGUAAAGACUAUGACAGGAUGUGUCAUUGUUUACGUUUGCUAAGAAUUAGUUAUGACACUUUUAGAAUGUAUUUGAACAAUAAGAAAGGAUAGCACAUAAUGCAAGAUAAAUUCCAUCUCUAAAAAAUAAUAUUAGACCAAAUCCUCCUUUUGUGUAGCUCUAUGGCUGUUUUUCAUCGUGCCUCCAGUAAGUUGUCGUUCCAUCGUUUCCGUGGUCUUCUCUACUCUAUUUGUUGUGGUCCGCGAGUAAAUGUGGUUUAGCCACAUUUACUCUUCUGUUUCUUACCCUGUUCUUAAUGUUCUACACCUUGCACCUCCGUCGUAUAUCUGUACUUCUACCUCUCUCCCAUAGUGUCUUACCAUCUUUUUUUCUAAUGGUUUUCAUCUCUGCUGUUUCUAGCAUUAUUUUUUUGGUUUCUCUGUCAGGUAGUGUUUCUGUGCGUAUGUCAUUAUUGGUAUCAUGACUAUUUUGAAAACAUUUUUUAAACUUGAGAUCGUAUAUUUCAUUUCUGAGUCAAAUAUUGGCGGUGCAGCUUAGUGUGUAUUCCAUUAUUAGCAUCUAAGUGACGAUCAUCAGAGAAGGGAACUAUAAUAUAUUUACUAGGUAUUACAUAGUUCUUGAUAAUCUAUUAUGAUGUUACUUUUUGAUAUUUUUGAGAAGUCUUUUUUCCUAAAAAUGCCUGUUAUUUCUCAUAAGAUUUUUGUUUAAAUUGAUUGCAUAGUCGGUUCGCUAAACUCGGACACAACUGGCUAGUGAUUUUAGUCGGUAAUUUUUUUGUUUUUGUCCAAUUUUGCCAAAAUUGGCAAAAUUAUUAAUUAUUUAGUAAUUAUUAACUAUUUAGUAAUUAUUUUUUUGCCAAUUUUACCAAAUUGUCAAAAUUACUUACUAAAAUCACUAGCCAGUUGUGUCUGAGUUUAGCGAACCGACUAUUCGCGGUGUGCAAGUACUUAAAGGGAUACGCGAAACGAUCGUGCGCGAAUAGCGCAGAAAAAUUGCAACUUUCUUAAAUAAUUCAUAUUGUCAAUUGAAAUUGUCAAAUUGACGUACACUUCGCGUCAAAAAAAAACUGGUACAACUCUUAUAACCGAAAAUCGUGUUUUUCAAGUUGUGUAAGUUGAUCUUGUCACAAGUGUCAUUCCAAUUUCUAGGGCAACGUUGCCAGUUCAACGAAAAUAUUAUAUCAAACUAGGUAAAAAUGGGGCUGUGCGACAGACCGCAUUUUUUAAUAUACUAAAAACUAAAACAAUUGUAAUUUUCCGUCAUCUCAAUUAAGUAUCCAUAUACAUUGAUUCGUGUUUUAUUAUAAUUUAUGAAAAUAUUUCAAUUCAAAAAUAAUGAUAGAUAAUAAAUCUUGACAUGACUUUAAAUUAUUAUGUUUAAUGUCAAAUGACAAUGACAAAACUGCAUUAAGUUGUGUAGAAUAAGUAAAACAUACUGGAAAAAUUAAAAAUUUAAUUUGAAAUUAAUACAAAAUGAAUAACUUUUACAAUUCGAAAUAUACAUUUUAAAUGUUAUUUUUUUGUAUUUAGAUUUAGUGCAAUUCCGUUAUUUGUGAUGGCAACGACGAAGUCAUUCACGAACAAUAAUUGUCAGUCUGAACACAGGUUUACAUUGGGAAAAAAAAGUGUACCAGUUUUAUAUGACGCGAAGUGUACAUUUCAUACCUAUUGUCAUUUAAGAAGAAAAAUUAUAUAUUGCUCCACAAUAUUGAUAUGAUAUGCAAUUAUUAUAUAAAGGUAAAUUUAAUUAAUUGUAUUUUGCUUGCAGUACUGCAUUUUAAUAACUAAUUUUAUUUACUACAUACAAUUAUUUACGUUUUAAUAACAUAACCUAAAUCUUAUUUUUUCUUCUUAUUAUUUUUUUGGACUAUGGCCUUGACAAUUAUCCAGUAUCCAGGACCAUAUGAUUGACCAAUAUAAUUAAAAGUGCGAAUAAAAGUGCAGAGCGUAGAAACCAGGUGUCGCUUUUCCGAACUUGCACGGUCCCAAUAACAAUAAUACAAUAAACAUAAUAGUUAAAAUACAUUUUAAAAUUGUAUAAAACAUUUUUAGGUAGCAAUAAGGUAUUAUAACUACUGUUCUUGUAUAUUAAAACCUAUAAAAAUGUAUAAGAAAAUCUUUUUAAUUUAAUGUAUUUGUAAGGAACUGAAUCAAUAAUUUUCCGUGCUUAUUUUGUGAUAUAUUAUAAUGAAGCACUUUUGAACCGUUAUACCACACAUAGAGAGAAGUGAUUGAUUCUGUAUGAUAAAUAAGUAACACUUACUUCGUUCCAAUCGCAUAUCUAUUUAUUAUGUAAUAGUCUAAGAUCCGAAUCUAGUUCGACUUUCACCCAUCUGUUUACCGGAUGAAACAUUUUUUUAUUAAAUUCCAUACAUAGAACAAUACGACUUGCAUAUGGGUUGCCUAUCAAAAUACGUUCAUAGCUAUCCUUAAGGGGGGACGUAGAGUUUGAAAUCAAGUACAUUUUUGUGAAUUUUUUAAAGUAUUAAAGAAUUAUUUUAUUUUUAAAUUAAAUAAGCAUAUUGAUUACAAUUCAAAGAAUAUUUAAGAAAAAAUAUUGAAAAAUAAGCCAACCGUGAAAAAUUUUUAAAGACACCUCAAAAAAGGGAAUUUGUGGUGGACAUCAGAACUCAGCAUUAGAUCAUGUGAAACAAAAAAUUCGAAAAUAUUUUAUUAUCUUAUGAGUGUCUCGAGGUAACGCUAUCGAGUUUUUUUAGUUUUAACGAUUUUUUACUUUUUGGUAUCACUCAGAAUUCAAAACAACGAAUUUUUUUGCAAAAAAUCGUGAAAAUCAACAUAAUAUUUAUUAAACAAAAAUAAGCAUAAAACUAAAUAUCUCGACAGCUUUACCUCACGAAAUGUCUCAAGAAAAUAUAUGCAAAAUUUCAGAUUGAUCAGAGCAAAAUUACCGGAAUAUACAGAACGUUGAAUAUCCCUACCUUCGACUCGCGUUGCAGCAGGUUCGCGCCAGUGCUCAAUACACCUGCGCAGCAGGUGUAGUGAGAAACGGUCAAUAGCUGUUCCCAUUCUCUUUUGUAAAUUACUCUGCGAUUUAAAAACAAUUUUCCGUUGACAAAACUUCAAACGCGUUUUUCUCAAAACUGCUUUUUUUCGAAGACGGUGGACAUUGUAACUCUAAAACUACUGGCCGAGCCACCUGAAAUUUUGUAUAUAUAUUUUCUUUAGACAUUUCUGGAAGUAACGCUGUCGAGAUAUUUUUUGUUUUAUGCUUAUUUUUUGCAAAAAUCACAAAUAGUGUCAAAAUAUAGAAUAGUGAAAAAUCAUUCAAACUAAAAAAACUAGACAGCGUUACCUCGAGAAACUCAUAAGUCAAUAAAAUCGUUUUGAAUUUUUUGUUUGACAUUCCGCAAUCCAUUUUUACAAAAUCCAUUUUUUAGGUGCCAUAAAAAAAUUGUAUAUUAGUUUUUAUUGUUGUGAUGGCAGAGAAAAAAGCAAGUUUAUAAUUGUAGUGACUUUUUAAAUAGUUUUUAAAAGCGACAGGUACGUAAUAAUUGUAAUGUUUCAGUAUCCUAAUAAAAAAUUACAUAGGUACCUACCUAUUUGGAAAAUUGAAAAUGAACCUACCAAAAUAGUAUGUAAUGCUUUGAUUUACAUAAUUUGAUCACCUUCAUCAAAAUUUCUACCAAUAUUCACCUAAUAUAUUGUGAUUCCACAAAAUAGUCCUUUAAUUCCACAAAAAUGAAACUAAUUUGUUUAAAUUCAUAUAAGUAAUAAACAACUGUCAAAAAGUUUAUGGUGUAAACGUUCAGUUUGUGUAUAUUCCCACAUGACAGAUACGCGAAGGUGGCUCAGUGGGAAAGCGCUUUGAUUUUCAAUCGGCGGGAUCGACGGGAAGCGGGUUCGAUCCCCAAUGCAAGUUACUAUUUUUUUAUUUUUUUUAUACAUUUUAUGAUUGUAUGUAUAUUAUUAUAUAAUUUUUUCAGAAAAUACGUAUUUAGUUAAAAUUUUUGGCAACAAUUAUUGUUCAGAAAUCAUUUCUUUGUGGCAUUUUUCAAUGUGUUUGUGUGUGUUUUAUUCUUUAAUUUUUUUAAUUUUUGGUAUUGUUUUAAUAAAAAUUUUUGGAAAGUAGUAAGUAUUAAAAUUAGUUUAAUAUUUAAAUUAAAUAUAAAUAAACUGUUUAAAGUAUAUUGAUUUCGUUGAAAUCAUGUAAUAGAAGUAUAACUUCUUACGUGCGUACAAAGUACACACAGUCUUUUUCUUUAAUAUUCUUUGAAUUUUACUGAAUAUGCAUAUUUAAUUUAAAAAUUAAAUAAUUUUACCAUACUUUAAAAGAAAUAACAAAUUCUUGAAAUGUUGAUUUCAAACCCUAUGUUCCCCGUUGGAUAGUUAUGAGCAUAUUUUGAUAGGCAACCGGUUUCAUCCGGUAAAAAGAUGGUUGAAGGUCGACCUAGAUUCGGAUACUAUAACUUACUGACCCUUUUUUACCAGUUCCUCUUUAUACAUUGACAUAUCCUGUACUGCGUCUGUCUUAGACUGUAUAAUAUUAUAUUAAUUUUGUUAUUAGAAAAUACUUGGUUUGAUUUACAAACGAAUAUCUAUCCUAUCGUUCUUAUUUUUUUUAUUCUUCGCAUACUUAUUCAUUAUUAGUUUGUAAAAAAUAUUUUUUUAACGAGUCACUGGAUUGUUAAACGUGCUCUUGUAGAGUAACGUGUGAUUCACAUAUAAGUGUUUUAAUGGCUUUCCUGGUGGAAGUCUCACAAUUUAAAAGGCACAAAGUCAAUACAACUUAUACUUUGAUUUUCAUUUUAAUUUGGGAGCAAGAAUGUAUGUAUGACUAUUUUCAGUAUAUGUAUGUUAUUUCAUACUAGUUUACAAUACAUCUAUAGAAAUAAAUCAAAAACACUAACAAAUGCGAAAAAAAUUGUUAAAAAUAAAUGCACAUAAUUUUGAGAAAUCAUUAAAAUUCGCGUGAUGAUUCUUUGCACACGCAUAAAGUAAGUACUUCUAACCAUCAUCAAUGAAAGACUCGAGACUAGAAUCAAUUCUCUUACCACAAAUUCCCCAAGAACAAUGCGGAUUCGUCCCACGUAGAGGAACACAUUCUUAAAACAUUAAAAGGGUAAACCCUGUAGUUGGCUGUAUACCUUUGUUAAGACAACGUAGAAUGAAGUAAACACUUCUGUUGUAUAUAGGUAUAUUAUAAAUUUAUUAAAAAAUUUUAAAAAAUUUUAAAAUUCAUCCACAAGGGAGUGGUUGUACAAAACGUUUUCGGUCAAACUGACCAUCCUCAGUGUAAACCUGGAAAUAAGUGAACCACUUAGAUUGAAAUGCAAAAGGGUGAAAUUUUGACAGUUAAAAAAGAAAAUGUGGUUACUUACGUCCAGUGUACAAGUAAUUGAAACUAGCCACUUGAAUAGGUGUAAAACCUCAAAAUAACAUUAUUGCUACAUUAUGAGCUGUAUAGUAAUCGACAAUAAGUCGAUGUCUUAAGAUUAAAAAUGUAUCACAUGUGGAUGUAUGUCAUCCUUGCUCGGAAUUAGCACAAGGUUGUGAUCAGGUGAGAGGUUAACAACCAACUGAUUAGACAGAUUGGUGCCUGAAAAUUCAUGACAAGAUGUCAAAGAAGAUAGGUGGAUUUCUCAAAUGUCAACCGAAAAAUUUUUGACAAUGUGCAUUAAUAUUUAACUUAAUUAUUCAAUUGUGAAUAUGCAACUAUUAAAUUUGUUUGAUAUGAAUUCUAAAUUGUAAAUAAAGGUUAAUAAGCUAUAAUGAUAUAUUCAUUAGUGCACCGUAAACAAAAGCAAAAUUCUACUCAUAUGCUGUGACGUCAUAGACUGUUUGUCUACUGUAUAGGACUGAUAAUAAUUAUAUUAAUUUGAGCAAAGUUAUAAUGAAUGAAUAUUAUUGAAAAUUAUAUAGAAAAUUUUUAAAAUUUUUUUAUCAAAAUAUGAUAUUUUAAUAGAGUAGCAGCUGUAGAAUUGGAAGUAAUGCCAAUAGUGAAUGGUCGGUUGCAUAUGUUUCAGGGAACCAACGAAUAUAAUGAGAAAAUACCAAUCUAUAGAUCUGUAAUGUGAAUUAUUGGAGGUAUUAAAGGAAAUGAUAUUAAAAAAAAAAAAAAAAAAAAAAAAAAAAAAAAAAAAAAAAAAAAAAAAAAAAAAAAAGGGAAGUGGAAUUGAAAAAAUGUAUGUACAUAUCUUAAUCAAGAAAUCUUCUCUAAAAAUAUUUUGUUAUGACUGAAUGUAAAGAGUUUGUCCCCAUAGAACUAUUGAAAAUCUAAAUUUAGAAAAAUUAUUAAAAAGGUGAUAAGGUAAGUUGCCUAUGUUCAGUGGACAAAUAAAUGAAAUAUAAUUACUGUUUUGAAAUUAAAUUGUGUGAAUUGUUAAAUGGAUAAAGACUGAUAUUAAAUUAGGAAAACUGCGCUGAAAGAAAUGUACAUGUUUUGAUCAAAGAAGAAAAUUAAUUUUGAUUGUAAGCUCUAAAUGUAAAAAGAAUAUGUCACAUAUUAAACUAUUGAAAUUCUAGAUUGAAUAUUGUAUUGACCAAAGUUGAUAUUAAGUAAAUUUAUUAAAUGUUGAUAGCUGAGAUUUAUUUUUUAAUUUUAACUCUUUAACUGGGACAAACUCUUUACAUUCAGUCAUAACAAAAUAUUUUUAGAGAAGAUUUCUUGAUUAAGAUAUGUACAUACAUUUUUUCAAUUCCACUUCCCUUUUUUUUUUUUUUUUUUUUUUUUUUUUUUUUUUUUUUUAAUAUCAUUUCCUUUAAUACCUCCAAUAAUUCACAUUACAGAUCUAUAGAUUGGUAUUUUCUCAUUAUAUUCGUUGGUUCCCUGAAACAUAUGCAACCGACCAUUCACUAUUGGCAUUACUUCCAAUUCUACAGCUGCUACUCUAUUAAAAUAUCAUAUUUUGAUAAAAAAAUUUUAAAAAUUUUCUAUAUAAUUUUCAAUAAUAUUCAUUCAUUAUAACUUUGCUCAAAUUAAUAUAAUUAUUAUCAGUCCUAUACAGUAGACAAACAGUCUAUGACGUCACAGCAUAUGAGUAGAAUUUUGCUUUUGUUUACGGUGCACUAAUGAAUAUAUCAUUAUAGCUUAUUAACCUUUAUUUACAAUUUAGAAUUCAUAUCAAACAAAUUUAAUAGUUGCAUAUUCACAAUUGAAUAAUUAAGUUAAAUAUUAAUGCACAUUGUCAAAAAUUUUUCGGUUGACAUUUGAGAAAUCCACCUAUCUUCUUUGACAUCUUGUCAUGAAUUUUCAGGCACCAAUCUGUCUAAUCAGUUGGUUGUUAACCUCUCACCUGAUCACAACCUUGUGCUAAUUCCGAGCAAGGAUGACAUACAUCCACAUGUGAUACAUUUUUAAUCUUAAGACAUCGACUUAUUGUCGAUUACUAUACAGCUCAUAAUGUAGCAAUAAUGUUAUUUUGAGGUUUUACACCUAUUCAAGUGGCUAGUUUCAAUUACUUGUACACUGGACGUAAGUAACCACAUUUUCUUUUUUAACUGUCAAAAUUUCACCCUUUUGCAUUUCAAUCUAAGUGGUUCACUUAUUUCCAGGUUUACACUGAGGAUGGUCAGUUUGACCGAAAACGUUUUGUACAACCACUCCCUUGUGGAUGAAUUUUAAAAUUUUUUAAUAAAUUUAUAAUAUACCUAUAUACAACAGAAGUGUUUACUUCAUUCUACGUUGGAACACAUUCUUAAUAUUCGUCAAGUUAUCAAAAAAUCUCUAAAGUUUAACAUAGAAACAUAAAAUAUGCUUUGUUGACUAAGUUCAAAUUCUAAUUAUAUCAAAUUCUAAUUAAAUGUUCAAACUGCUAAGAGACAGGUGGGUGGCAGCUUUAAUAUUGAAUUUAAGCUAAAAACAAUAUCUAUUUAUCAAAUAAACAUUUUUUCCUGUUUUCGAACAACAGUAAAAUGUAUUUCGAAUUAAAUAAAUGAUAUACAUUCUUCUUUUUGUCUCAAAUAAUUUAAUUCAAAAAAAAAUUUUGGGCACCCUGUAUAAAUAAUAUUGUUAACGUUUAUAUUAUUGAAUAGAGAAUUUAAUAACCUUUCAAAUGAGUUAUCACACGACCCCUAUUCUUAUUUAAAAAAAUCAUCGAUUGCGUCAUCACGCCCAGAUGGAUGAUGUCACUAGUAUGAUAUAAUAUAUGCAAAAAAGUUAUAAUUUAAAAAUAAAAAUCUACCUGAUUUGUAAUGUAUCUUCAGAGUCGUCCAUUCUCGAGGAAUUGAAUUUAUUCCAACUCAAACAUCCUCACUGUACCUAUAACUUCAGAGGCUUAUAUCUUAAAACCAUGAUUUUUUUGAGCUAUGCGCCCAUUGAGUCUUUUGUUCUACACAUCAAGGACUAGCAGAACCCAAAGUUUCAGAGCAUUUGACAGAGAGCCAUUCCCAUAAGGUUUCUGCGGGGUCCUUUGACAAGACACUGUUUUAUACUUUAUUUAACGUGGAACUCAAUGAUGAUAAGUUAAACGGUCAUCUUAUAAAAUUUAAGUAGCAGAAAAUAAUGUGUUUGCUAAUUAAAUAAAGAAAUCAAAACACAUAUCGUCUAAUGUACUGGUUUAAUCUGAAAUGCUUCAUGUUUAUUAAAAUGAAAAUUAUUACUAAGAUUAAUAUUAUUAUAAAAAUGGCUGCCAAAUUUAUUCAAUGCUGUUGGUUGCAUUUUGUUGUAUCGAGUUAUCAAAAUCUGAAGAUGAUCUCUCAAAGAGAAUUGAAAGCUCGAUCUAACCAAAUGCUACGCUAUUCGAUUCGAAAAUCGGGUUCAUUGAUAAUUAUAUGAAUCUUAUGCAUAACACUCUAAUUCUGGUUAUUUUUACUUUAUGCCUUUUACAAAAUCGUCUUGACUAAUAAUUUUAAACAUACAAAUGCCAAAAACAAGAUUUUUUAUAAAUUUUAAUUAAAUGCAAUUAAAUACCAGUUAAUUGAUUUAGCAGUUUUUAUCAUUUAUUAAACAAAUUGUAGUUUGCUUUAUUUCGGUUGAAGCAAUUGUUUUUUUUAAGUACUUGUUCAAGAUAUUUCGAAACUACUUCCAUUUUAUGUGUGGUGUUUUUCAUUGUCACAGAACCGUUCAUUUGAGAACAUACAAGUUCAAUAGAAUUAAGCUUAUAGUGAUUGGGAAGCAGUUAAUGUAUUAGAUUAGAACAUUCCGGUUUUUGCUAUAGGGCUUUUAAUAGUUUUUUAUUUGUUUCGGGCACUUGUCAUCUGUCACAUGAAUGUAUUAUAUGACACAUGACAAGUUCCCGAAACAAAUGAGAAUCGAUUAAAUGCCCUAUUUCGUCAAUCACAAUUGACGAAACCAUUUGACAAUUGCCAAUAGCCCCCUUUUCAUGUCAUUGCAUUUCUCCUUCCUCCUCGCCCUAAGUUUGAUUUCCGUAGAAUGUUCCAACGUCUAUUUCUAUUUGUUCUAGAAAUAUCUUGUAUCAUCGUACUCAAAAUUGUAGCUAAAAAGUAAUGUUGGUAUCACAUAUAUACAGUGCUAGCCAAAAGUCGUUUCUCCCGGUAUCUUUUGAACAGUUAUACUUAUGAUAGUGAAAUUUGGAGGGAGGAAAUAAACGGAUGUAAGCCUCAAAAAUAGUUAUAACAGGUGACGUAAUAGCGACAGAUGACGUUUCAGAGCCACUUUGACCGAUAAUUCUAAACGGGACAUUAUGUCAAGUGAUAUCUUGUUUGAAAGGUUUUGAAAAUAUCUAUUCAGUCAUACUAAUUUUUUUGGGUUUAAGUUAAUUUUGAUGAAUAAAUUGAAUAAAUACUAAUAAUGUAGUUUCACAUUCAAUUAAUAAAGAAUUAAACGUUCGCCUAUAAUUUAUUCAAAAAAGUUGACGUUUUUCAAUUCUCUAAUUGUUUUUAUGUCAACGUCAACGUUUUUGACAAAUAUUCAUUGGCGGACGUUUGAAUCUUUAUUAAUUAAACGCGAAACUACAAUUUUAAUAUAUAUUUCAUUUAUUCAUCAAAAUCAACUUAAAAUAAAAUUAUGACUGAAUAGGUAUUUUCAAUCCAAACGAGAUGUCACUUCUUGUCAUAAGGUCCCAUUUAAAAUUAUCGGUCAAAGUGGCUCUGUAACGUCAUCUGUCACUAUUACGUCACCUAUUAUAAAUAUUUAAGACGCCUACGUCCUUUAUUUCCUCCCUUUUGUAUAUCAGGACCUCAGAGAUAAACUACACUUAUGUCAUUUCUAGCAACUGUGCAGUAGAGCACUUUAAAUGUUAUAAAAAUCUUAUAUAUGACAUAAUUGUUUGAAAAAGAUCAUUGUAUAAUCCAACUAAUAAAAUGAUAUAAGUGGAUUAAAGGAACUUAUUCUAAAUAACACCAUAUCGACAUAAUGUUGUUUACCCCCGAGGUCCAGAUAUACAGUGCUAAACUUUUGGUUAGCACUGUAUAAUAUCAUACUAAUACGUAUUUGGGGAACAAGUCCCGAAGUGGAAAUCGAAAAUGUCAAAAUAAACUUAUUUUAAAGUAAAAUUGUGGCUUAUUCACAGUAAAAAUAGCAACUUGUAUAUGGUAUUAUAUUUUGUCAUGAAUUAUCCAGUGGUGUUUGGUGCCAGGUUACAAUCUUACUGGACACUUUAUUGGAAAUAUAUUUAUCACCAAAUUUUCUACCCCUAUAAAAGACAUUUUGAAAGAAAUAAGUAGCAAUAAAAAUAAUUGACGCAAACCUAAAAAAUAUUAUUUUUGACAUUUGUUAUACCUACUCACAAGCUUCUUAUUAAUGUUAAAAAAAAUAUUGACCAAAAAAUUAUCGAUAUGCGUUCACCAUUCUGUAAUUAAAAAAAUACUAUUAAUUAAAAUAAAAAAUAACCAAUUUUUGUAUAUAUAUGAAAAUUACCUGGUCUUAAUGUUGUGUAUAUAUUUAAAUAAAAAAACCUCAAGAUAGUGCUUUAUUUUGUAAAAUGAAACAAAAUUUUGUGCUAAAAUGAACCAUUAGCAGCUAAACUAUUUUGUAAACAGGAUUUUUAUUAUUUUUUUGGUAAUAAUUUUCGGUUUCUGUUGAAAUGCUGAAAUUAACGGAAAAAUUGUAAUAUGAAUGUUUACCUUUUGUUCUACAUGUGUCAAAAAUACAUUCAGCAUUUGGUUUUAAUUUGCACUAUGUACGUUAAUUAUACAAAUAAAAAAAAAACUGAUUAAAAAUA